Molecule: messenger RNA, 1099 nt
Organism: Fusarium odoratissimum NRRL 54006
Lineage: Eukaryota; Fungi; Ascomycota; Sordariomycetes; Hypocreales; Nectriaceae
Exons: 1
Coding region: 637-942 (101 amino acids)
Source: RefSeq, a predicted model, not a curated record
GCUUCCCGGCAUACCAGGUACUCCUUCUUGGGCCUGGAUCUCGCGGGCUCUACAGGGUGGGACCAGUCAGUGUCGGCACCAUGAACGGAUGAGAAGAGCAUCGGGUUGAAACCUAGGGAAGGUCGGUAUCCCAGGGUGGGGAAGGGUAAGAAAACACGGUUUGGGGGCAGACGAACCUCUUGGAGAAUAGACGGCUUGAACCAGGGAGUUCGUGCGACGGAGAACCAGCCCCAGAUCGCGAGUUGCCCGCCAUCUUACUUGAAGGGUUGAGACCACCAGACAAGCCGAAUGGAGAACGAGAAGGCGGAAGGGGAUCGAUAGGGGAAUUGCUGGCGGAUGGGGAACCAGAACGAGGUUGGCUGCCAGACUGAGAGGCGUAGCCGAGAGCCAAAUGUUCGGAUCUAGAAGUUGACAUUAUCGAUUAUCUAGCCGACCUCAUGAGACGGUGACACAAGCAAGUGUCGGGCCGGAUAGUUGAUUAUUAUUUCUCAGCGGCGAUAAUUGAUGAAUCGCCCAAGGAAUCAACGUUUAGACGUUUCUAACGGCAAAAAAGACAACCCCUAAAGUAGAAAGUCGCUGGGCGAGAACAGUCUAGUAGCUGUGUUUUCGACGACCUCGGAACGAUGGACGAGGGAGAUGACAACGUGGAAGCGUCGGUGGAGGUUCGAGCGUAUUCGACAGAAACGGGGGGCUGGAUUUAAGGAGCGCGAUGCGAACAAGAGAAAAUCCAGGAACCGCCGGUAUUACAAAGGAUGCUCGUGCGAAUGGGAGAAGGCCUGCCUGAGCCGAGAGCAGGGUCGUUAUUCUAUAGCUGAAGAGACCGAGGGGACUAGGGCAAGCAAAGCAAACUGCUGCUCGGACGAAGAUGCAAUUGAGGUGGAUUUAGGUGUGGAUGUGGAUUUGGACAAAGGUCGUCCAGCGUCGUCCGAGCCCGCGGCUUGAGAGAGGGCGCAAAAAAAGACAAGGGAAUGUAAUAAGGAGACUAUUUCGGGCGGAGGGCAGGAGGGCACAAACAAAGAUAUGAUCAAUAUACAGGCCUCAUUGAAGAAGUACAAAAAAAAAGGAAGAUUUUUUGACUGGGCCUGGAGAAGCAGACGAG